AUGAACGGUUCCGUUCCCCAUAACACGAUGGGGGACUCUGGACAUCAUUCAGCUGGCGACCAUACUGCGCAAACCCUUCAUGGUUACCCACAACCCCAUAUUAUCGACAUGUUCUUUCCAGGCUUUUCGCUCUUCUCAACCGCCCUCAAGAACUACACCACCAUCGACCUCAACAUCUACAUUCCCGUACUCAUGAUUAUUGGAAUACUAAUUUACUGUUGGCAAUACCUCGAAACAUGGUUCUGGAUUGAACUCGACGCUCAUUUCAUGUCAUCAGCGGACAUUCGCGUCGACGAUGAAAUGUACAAUAUGGUAAUGGCAUGGGUAGCCGAACAAACAUUUGCACAACGAUCUCGUCGAUUCGUCGCAAGUACAAACUUAAAUAGUCGUAUGUGGUUCAUAUGGAAUGACCAAGAGGAGGAAGAAAAGGUUGAUGAUGACGAUUUUGAAGUUGACGAGGAGGGAAAUCCUAUUCCAAAGAAAACGUCGGAAAAAGAGAAGAAAGUAAGAUUCACGCCAAGCUUUGGAACUCAUUACUUUUGGUACAAGAGAAGAUUGUUACAAUUUAGACGCUCGCAGAGUGCGAUCCAGUCUAAUUCUACUCUGAGCGAAAGGGAGGAAAUCUGCCUUUCUUCGUUCGGAAGAAACCCUCGUAUUCUCAAAGAAUUACUUGGUGAGUGUCGCCAAGCGUUUGUCAAGAACGAUGAAAACCGAACCAUCAUCUACAGGGGGGGCUCCAAAACUGGGGGUGAGCCUGAUUGGACUCGCCUCGUUUCGCGUAUCUCUCGCCCUUUUUCCACCGUUGUUCUCGAUGAAGUGGUUAAACAGAAAGUCAUUGCCGAUAUGAAAGACUAUCUUCAUCCAUUUACACGACGUUGGUAUUCUAACCGAGGUAUCCCAUAUCGUCGUGGAUACUUACUCCAUGGACCACCUGGAACAGGAAAAAGCUCUCUUAGUUUCGCGAUUGCUGGCUACUUCAAGCUUAAGAUUUACAUCGUUUCGUUGAAUUCCGGGUCCAUGAACGAGGAGAAUUUAACCAUGCUCUUCGGCGAGCUUCCCAAACAGUGUGUUGUACUUCUCGAAGACAUUGAUACAGCCGGCCUGACUCACACUCGUGAUGACGAUAAUGACGACGAUGACUAUGACGAAGAUGUCGGUCCGAAAUCUCCUUUAAGUAAGGCGACUAAGACUUUGGAAGCCAUGGCGAAGAAAAAUGGCUCGAAGGAACAAUCGGGCAAGAUUUCCUUGAGUGCGUUACUCAAUGUGAUUGAUGGAGUUGCAUCGCAGGAAGGAAGAAUUCUCAUCAUGACAACAAACCAUAUCGAGAAGUUGGAUGAGGCACUCAUCAGACCAGGUAGAGUGGAUAUGACCAUUCAUUUCGAUUUGGCUAAUAAGGAUAAUAUGGAACAAAUCUUCAGAGGUAUCUACGCAACGCUUGAAGGAGAUUAUCCUGAGCCCAAGGGAUCAGACAGCAGCGCUUCUGAUUCUGGAAGCGUGAAUUCUGGGUCCUCCAGAGGGAGGAGUCCGGCUAGUAGAAAGGGUAUGCAUAAGAAGAAGCCUAGAAGUGCAUCGAAGGAAAGGAGAGUGCAGGUGGAGUUGGAUCGAAUUAUUGCGGCGGAGGACGAACAGAGAAGGAUAGAGGAGGAGGAAAGAGUAGCAAAAUUUGCAAAGCUCUUUAGUGAGAAGGUUCCCGAGGGAAAGUUUAGCCCGGCUGAGAUCCAGGGAUAUUUGUUGAAGCAUAAGAGGAGUGCGGAGGAUGCUGUGGAGGGGGCAGAGCGAUGGGUCAAGGAGCGAGAAGAAGAGAAGGAAAGGGCAAAACUGAAGGAGAAUGAGGAGAGGGAAAAGAGAGCGAAGGAGAAGGCGAAGUUAGAGUUGGAGAUUGAAAAGUUGAAGAAAGAAAAAGGGGAAAUUGAGAAGGAUGAUGACGAGGGAGAAGAUACUGACAAAGUUGUGAAAGAAGUCAAAACGAUCAAAGAGAAGACUGAGAUCGUUAUGAAAGAGGUGGAGACCCUGAAAGAGGAAGUCCUCGAUGGAAUGGGGGAAAAUAUACAGAAGAUGGAGGUGGCGGGUAUUAAGUUGAAGGAUAUUGAAAUGGCAAAGGGGGAAAAAGCCACAGAGAAAGUAAACGUGGAUACGUUUGAGUAUGCGGAAUCUGGGUCUCAAACUGAUCCAGAUGAGAUUCUUGUCUAG
Messenger RNA from Sclerotinia borealis F-4128, 2190 nucleotides. The record is from the annotation of a GenBank genome assembly. Lineage: Eukaryota; Fungi; Ascomycota; Leotiomycetes; Helotiales; Sclerotiniaceae.